This is a messenger RNA of Ascochyta rabiei, 2358 nucleotides long. RefSeq lists its product as uncharacterized. The transcript is spliced from 2 exons. The coding region runs from base 1 to 2358 and encodes 785 amino acids. The record is from RefSeq and is a predicted model, not a curated record. Lineage: Eukaryota; Fungi; Ascomycota; Dothideomycetes; Pleosporales; Didymellaceae.
AUGAUGCAUGCAAACCGCCGCGCUGAGCGCGCAGAACAGGCUCUCAUCAAGGAGGUUCGAGCAAGACAUGACGAUCAAGUCACGGCAACCACUUUGUUUUGCACAUACAAGGAUACUAUCAAUGCUCUCGAACUUACUAUCACGCAGGCGCAACGAUGUGGGCCUAGCAAGGAGCAGUUCCAGGCGCUGCAAGCUGCAAACGACAGCCUGGAAGCUGCGAUUGCGGAGCAGAGAGAUCGUGCAGUCCAACUGCGAAAAAACGCAGAAGAGACGAUCCGAGGACUUCACGCCAAAAUCGAUGCAGAAGAGUUGCGAAUCAGGACUGAGACUGCCCGCCACUAUGAAGAGCGUCUUACACAAGCAAAGAAGCAGCUGAGUGAAGAAUUCUCGCAAGAAGUGCAGGCAGAAGCGGUGCCAAUCAGGAAGCUGUACCAGGAGUGCAAAGCAGAGAACGAGAGUCUCAAGCAGAAGCUCAAACAAGCAACACAUAUGUUAGAUUGGAACCGCAAAUGUACGCAACAGAAAGCAGCAGAGCGCGUAUAUUUGCACAGUCAAUCAACAAGCGCAUUUCCACCGCGACAAAGCCCUGUCCCAGUCAAGAAAACCGUCAAUAAGCGCCGGAAACUCGACCACGUAGGAAAUGCCGAUAUGGUCACUCCAGAUGGACAGAGAGGCUGUAGAAAUUUGACCAAGCCGUACACAUCAGCUAGCACACCCAAACGGAGGGUGCAGGAUGCCUCCAUGAAGCUCGAAGAGCCCUCACUGCAAUUGCUGACUCCAACACGACAGCAUAUGAUGCCACGGCAACAGAAACACUCAGGAUUACACACUAGCCCUCUCCAACAGUCUCACCAGCCCCAGAAACAACCACCGUCACUCCCUCCACAUCUUCAAGACAUUCCCCAAGCUCAACAGCUCUUCUCAAGCUUUAUACAGCAACUGAACGCUCAAAGAGUGAACAACGGGCACACUGAGCUGAAUCCUGAAGAAGGACUUCUUGUUUUCAACAAAUGGGUCGCGCAGAGACUAAGUCAACAAGUACCAACUUUGUUGUCUAACAACACCGCUUUUCAGCCUGUGUUGCAGCACUCCAAAUUCUCACCACAACCUUUCGACCGGAAGGAGGACUCGAUGAAAGGCCCAGAGUUCCCAUUUCUUUCCCUGGAUACACCGCCUGAUCCGCAAACACUCACGCCUCUCAACACGGUCUCGCCAUCGUCAGAUCAGAACACUGCUCUUACGCAGAUGCAACAAAGCUAUCCAACAAAUGGACAGCAGCAAAAGCAGCAGCAGCGAUGCAAAUAUUCUCAGAGCAUGUUGUCAUCGCCUAGUAUGCUGGGCCAAGGUCUGAGCAAUACACCACCUGCCCUGCCGAUUGGUUACAACGCUACCUCACUAGUGACGUUCUCUAAUGAUACAGAUCUCAACUAUGCGGCCCAACUACGAGUGGCUUCUGCUGUCGAAGACAUGUACUUUGCAUCCCAGAUAACUGCUCAACCUGGAGAUGUGGGCAUAUAUCCCUCCCCCGAAGAUCCAGAGCGCGCCCAGGAUACUGAUGGUGUCACUGUUCCAGCAAACCCUCCUUCUUGGGGGUCGCCUGCGUCAAAGGACGGAGAUAGUGUUUCUGAUAUUAGCAAUACACAGCUUGCUUUGGAUGACUUCGACUCGCGGGUUUUUGGGUCGGACUUCGGCUUCCGAGGAUAUCCAAUAACGACUGGCACACCACUACCCCCCUUUAUGCAAACGAACCAACAGAAUUCGAACUACCGUAUCAAACAACAGAACCAUUUUGUAUACCCACAGCAAUUUACUGGAUCUCAGGCUAUCAACCCGGCUUUGCUGUUCAACGACCAAGCGCACUUUCCAGUGGGCAGUUUCAUCGACAAGCCCAGCUCAUACGACGCUUGCUCCCCACCACUUCAGCGCUCAAAGAACGAAAAGCCCACGCCAUCCCACCAAAAUCUAAGCCAGGACUCUCCACGGUACCCACCCGUGUCUCGAAAGCGCUCAGUCACGCCAUUGUCCAACCGCUCAACGCCUGCUCUUUCUACACGAUCUACGCCCGCACCAGCAGGUCCACCUCUUGCAGUCUGCCUACACUGCCACGGAAGCUGGUGGAACGACUCUUGCGACGCUGCAGAACCGUGCCAGAACUGCAUUAGCUCUGGGAAAGCGUGUCAACGUCCGCGAUGCAUCGACUUUACAAGGGGAGCGUGUAACACUUUACGGUGUCCGAGGGUGCAUGAAGGUGACAUGCGUUAUAAAAAUGUUGUCAUCAAGCCGAAAACGCUGAAAAGAAUUGGGAAAAGGAGCGAGCAGAAGCCAAGCCCGAGCUUAUUAGCGUACCAGCAGGGCUAG